AAAAUCUGUUAUAAAUUAUCCAACGUUACAUAUUUCCCUAGAGUAGCAAAAGUAGCCUAAAAUGAAAGUAAGAGUUGUUCGUUUGCUUUUACAAAAAACUGCUACCUAAUCUACGCAAGGACCGGACUUUGCCUCGAUCUUAUUCACCUAGUGUCACUACCAAUCCACGUGAGCGCAAUCUCGUGGCCUGACUUGACCCCACCACUACUCUGACCACCCCUGUCAGUCUGCAAACACCAGCCCGGUUUUUGUCUCUGUUUUCCCUGAGAAACGCGACCGACGGCUCGGGACCUCCCAGAGACCGACCAGGAAGGCUCCACAGCAGGCCAGGCUCCUCUCCGGACUCGCGUGGAGCUCCCCAAGACCUCUGGUUCCAGCUCCAGUCCUGGCAUAAUGGCGACGCUGAGCCUGGAGCCCGCGGGCCGCAGCUGCUGGGACGAGCCGCUGAGCAUCUCAGUGCGCGGCCUGGCCCCCGAACAGCCCGUCACGCUGCGCGCCGCCCUGCGCGACGAGAAAGGCGCGCUCUUCCGCGCCCACGCGCGCUACCGAGCCGACCCCCACGGCGAGCUCGACCUGGCGCGCGCGCCCGCGCUGGGCGGCAGCUUCGCGGGGCUCGAGCCCAUGGGGCUGCUCUGGGCCAUGGAGCCCGACCGGCCUUUCUGGCGCCUGAUCAAGCGCGACGUGCAGACGCCCUUCGUGGUGGAGCUGGAGGUGCUGGACGGCCACGAGCUCGACGACGGGCGGCUGCUGGCGCGGGCGGUGCACGAGCGUCACUUCAUGGCUCCCGGGGUGCGGCGCGUGCCCGUUCGCGAGGGCCGUGUGCGCGCCACGCUCUUCCUGCCUCCAGGCAAGGGGAGGUUCCCUGGGAUCAUCGAUUUGUUUGGAAGCGGCGGUGGGCUGUGUGAAUACCGAGCCAGCCUCCUGGCUGGGCAUGGUUUUGCUGUACUCGCUCUGGCUUACUUCAGAUUUGAAGACCUCCCUGAAUAUUUGAGUGAUGUGCACCUGGAGUACUUUGAAGAAGCCGUGGCCUUUCUGCUGCAGCAUCCAAAGGCAAAAGCAACAACAAUUAAAGAAGCCCUGUCCAGAUGGGAAGAAAAGACCGGUCAGAGGCCGUCUGAGGCCAGAGAGAUAAAACUGUAUGCCCAGAUCCCCCCGAUAGAGAAGAUGGAUGCGUCUCUGUCCACACUUGCCAACUGCGAGAAGCUUUCCCUGUCUACAAACUGCAUUGAAAAAAUUGCCAACCUGAACGGCUUAAAAAACUUGAGGAUUUUGUCCUUAGGAAGAAACAACAUAAAGAACCUCAAUGGACUGGAAGCAGUAGGAGACACGUUAGAAGAACUGUGGAUCUCCUACAAUUUCAUUGAGAAGCUGAAAGGGAUCCAUGUGAUGAAGAAACUGAAGAUUCUCUACAUGUCUAAUAACCUGGUGAAAGACUGGGCUGAAUUCGUGAAACUGGCAGAACUGCCAUGCCUGGAAGACCUGGUGUUCGUAGGCAAUCCGCUGGAGGAGAAGCAUUCUGCAGAGGGCAACUGGAUCGAUGAAGCAACCAAGAGGGUGCCGAAGCUGAAAAAGCUGGAUGGUACUCCAGUAAUUAAGCAGGAAGAGGAAGAUGAAAACUAAGGCCGUACUUUACACUUUGUGUUAAUUUAUUUAAACGUUAUGAGAACAAAUAGAUAUGUUUUGUAUAAUUGUCUAUUUUAAAGAUUAUGUGAGAGCAGAGUUCUGAAGAUAAAACACAUCUCUCACUCCCAUCCUAAAACCCUGUUCAGUGUUUCCCCUCAGACCAGCAGCGCCUGCUCUGGUGCAGCCCACCUUCAGAAACUGCAAAUCCCCAGCUGUGUCCAGUUAUGGACCACACCACCUGUCCCCUAAAAUGUACGUGCCAGUCGUUUCAACAGCAAAGGGACCUCUUAUCUGUUCAGUUGCUUAGUAUCGGGGUGGGGGAAGCAUUUUAAAGGUAUACUUUCAAGUCUGUAAAGGUUCAUGUCCUUAUAACUCCAAAGCACAAAGCAUCUAUCUCCCCACGGGCUCGGAAGGCAGCACGCUGAUGGGAAGUGUUCCUAUUAGAACACAGCUGGACCUAGAGCCAAGGGUCCAGUGUCUGAUGGGAAACACUGGUGAGAAAAGGAAGACUGACUGGCUUGGAAUCUCCUUAGCUCCUGUUAUAUUUACUUAUUAUUUUUCCAAAACUGUGUGCACUGUCAACUGGAAUUUAGGUUGUGGUCCAUGGAUGCCCACUGGAAUCAUGUACAACCAGACACCCCUGACCCCCAUCAGUGACUAAUGCAGCUGGCAUGAUCACCCCUUUGAUAGUCAUGUGACCACAUCAGCUCUUGUGGACCUUGCCUUAUGCAGAUUUUAAGACAUAAUUUCUCAUCUGUUUAAAGCAGUAGUCAAUAGUUCUAACUACCUACUAUUGAGAUUGGUAAAAACUUUUCCCUAAUAAGUUAUCCUAGUGCCCUUUGCUUUCUAGCUAUAAGGGUACAAACUUAAAGAGUGAAUUUGGUAGCUCUAAAUAAAUGAAAUAGUUUUUCAAAAUAUAUUUUUGAGACGAUCUAAGUUAAGCAGCUUGAAGUGUAUCAUGUAAGUGGUAUAGAGGGAAGAGAGAUGUUGUGGGAUGGACCCCAGGCAAAUGGCAAUGUCUGGAGAUGUCUCCUGUGGAUCCCUGGAGGUGUCCUAGCCUCCAGUCUGCAAAGCAAUAGUUAGCUGUGGAGAUUAUCAUUUCUCAUGUAAGAAAAAUAUCCUGAAAAUGUAAAAGGUCAUCAACACCAGACGAAGUCUUCAGUGGGCAGUGAUAAAGCAUUGACUGCAGAAAAGAAGUCAGGACCCCCUACCAAAUUGUGCCUACAGCCUCAAAAGAGGCUCCCAAUUCCUGUUCCCGUCUCCACGUGAUUCUCCUUAUUUUAAUGAUCGCAUUAGUCUUGAUUUGAGAAAUUUAAUAAGCUAUCAUUUCAAUAAGAAUGACUUUUGUCCUCCAAGAGUCAAACUGAUCAAAAGGGACCACUGCUUUGACAAUCAUCAAGAACGCCUCGUCUUGGGCUGCAGACAGCUGAGGCUGAGACCGCUUGCUCAGGACCUGAGUUUGCUCCCCGGCACCCUAUGGAGGUCACAGCCGCCUGCAUCUCUAGGGGAUCUGACACUGUUUUGGCCUCCUGGGGUACCAGACACACAAGUUACACAGACAUACAUGGAGACAUACUCAUGAAACAAUACAUUUUUCAAAAGAACACCUAGUCUAAUACCUUAUAUACUUCUUUGAAGUUGUUCUGAUGGGAAGAAACUACCCUGCCAGGCUUAACCAUUCAAAACCAUUGACAUUGCUAUUGUGAGCCAUAGGGUGAGACUUCAUUCUCCUUGGUGAUGCCAAAGGCCCACAGCUGAGAAGGACACUGUUGUUACUGUAGUUUGCACUGUUUCUAUGCAUGGGAGUGAGCAUGGGAAGUGAAUGGCUUCAUACUGGAUCUGUGAAAUGACUUACAGUAUAUGUGGUUUUUUUUUUCUCAAAUUCUGUAAUUGGGAACGCCCCUCCCCCAUUUCUUAAUGUCUUUUAAUCAGGGAUGGUUCUCAGAGAUAUGUAAGGUGCUUUUCUGUCCAUUUCACACAAGCAUCAUUUUCGGUUCUUGUCCACAAAUAUUGGAAUGAUCUUGAUGCAUCUCUGUUUCUGGAAUUAAAGCCAAAUGCACUCAAUUAGGAAGUGGAAUGAAAGGCUGGAUAUAUGAAAACAUUAAGGAUAUCCUGUCAGAUUAUUCCUUAAGCCAUCUUUUCUGCUAAAACUGUAGUGGAUAGAGGAUGCUCUUGGCUUAUGCCAUUCAGAUUGGAGACUGGAGCACCUUGGAGUAGAUGCUGUCUGCAUUCACGUGAACUUCUGCUGGUCUUAGAGUGGGAGAGUGCUACAGUCAGCCCACAGUCGGUAUGAUGGUGGUAGGUCAGCAUUCUGCUUUCUGGGUUUCUUAAUGCUGAGCUAUGGCCAUAUUAUCUAGCCAGGCCUUGGGAGGCUCUUGUGCUCUCCGCUCACUGCACCAGAGGUCUCCGUAUCCCCGCUGUUUGCAUUUCGGACUGUGUAACUCACUGUUGUGGGCUAUUCAGCCACAGCCCUGUCUCCUAUACCCUAGAUGCCAGUAGCUCCUCAUCUCCAGUUAUGACAACAAAAGAUGGCUCCAAACAUUGCACGCUAUGCCCUGGAGCAGGGGAGAGCACCAAAUUCUCCCCUGGGUAAGAACCAGUGUUUGUUGUCCCAGCAUGCCUCUGUCUGUUGGCCACUUUAGCUCUGUAGUGGGCCCACCAGAGUUAUGGUGAGAAGGUAGCAUCUUCACCACGGUGGCUGGAGAUGGUCGGUAGUGGUGCAGUGCCCAGUUUCAUGUUCCACACAGUCCUAGAAACCUCUGUGUGAAGGAUUUCAGCUUCAGUUACGUGAUGAGCGGGGGUGCUCAUCUUAGGAUGGUGACUGAUGACUUAGCCUGUCUCUCUUACCGAAAACAAAAUCCAACUUUAUAUUUUGUUUUGUCUCUAAAGCUUAAUAUUUGGAAUAUACUUUAGAAAAUGUGUCAUCAUGCACAAUUUUUUUGUAGACUGUCUUUUAAUCUAGAAAGCAUGUGUUUAAUUGCUCAUGCAGGGAAAUUAGCCGGGGCAGACUUCUGGUGCGACUGUGGGCACAAGGAUGCCAUCCCUAACUGAUCAGUAACUCGGCAUGCUUCCCGGAGCUGCCCUGCAUGCAGCCCCAGCUCUGCAGUGGAAAUAGGUGUUGUAGGUGUUUCUUCUGAUACCUUUGCCAGUGGUCUGAAAGCAAAAUAAGGAACAAUAAGACCUAAAUCUGUCAUUGGCUGAGAACUGGGGACAUGGAAAACAGGAUUGGAAUCUUUUACCCAAGUUUUCCUUAAGGUUAGCAUGAAAAAGCCCAGAAAGUUUGGAUUUCAUCAUUCACUUUGAAAAGUGGAGGGGGGGGGAGUGUUGUGAGGAGCCAUGGUCUCUGGCUGAACUUGUAGUUCACAGAGGCUGUGAACGGUGAAGCCGUGGUAAAGGAAGAAAACCAGAUUGCAAGCCUUCCCCACAGUCAGCCUCGGACACACUCUCUCUGUGUGAGCCAAUGAUCUGAGAGUAAGGAGCUGGGUCGGAGCUGUUUGCAACAGCUGACUUGUCCAUGUUCCUUUAUCUACACCUGGUGUGGCUUACUCACCCAUCCCAUGAAAGUAGAAAAGGGGAAAUUUUAAAACCUAAGGUUACAUUGAGAAACACUAAACUUUUAGAAUUCCGUGUUUAUGUAUCUAUCCCUGCCUUUAUUCAUCAUGAGGAGUAAGAAAGGAAACCGAAAAGGAAAAACUAGACUUCUAGCCUGAUAUAAGUUGGUUCACUUGACAUGUGGAGAAAUUGUAAUCAUAUUCUCAUUAAUUUCCCAUAUUGGGCAGAUUAGAGAGACAACCAAAUUAUGAUCUAACAAAUUUAGCAAGGAGGUAGAGAAAAUAAACUAUUUUUCUAGUAGAUUUGCACUUUAAAAUUGUGAGUGUGGCUGAUGGUGAAACUACUUCCAGAGGGGAGGUGGGUGCGAGCCAGCUGCACACAGGUGGGCCAGACUCAGAGACUCCAGCCCUUGCUACUAGGCUGAUACUGCUGUCUGUCUUCAGGUCCAAGGUCAUCCCUCUGGGAGGUGCAAAAUAGCAUUCCUAUUCAGAAUAGAAACUGUGGGUAUUUCCUUUCCAUAUCUAAGUUUCUUUUUUUCUUUUGGUUUUUCAAGGCAGAGUUUCCCUGGCUGUCCUGGAACUCACUCUGAGGACCAGGCUGCCCUUGAACUCAUAUCUGCCUGCCUCUGCCAGUGCUGGAGUUAAAGGCUUGUGCCACCAUGCCCAGCCCCUAUCUAGAUUUUAAAAAUUCAUGUUGGUGUUACUACAUUACACGGGUAGGAGUUUAGCUUCUGGAUCACUGGGAGACCCUGUGGGAGGAGAGCACUGCGAUGCUGCCACCCAGUGGGACCACUCCUGUCAAAGGCCUGUGAGCGGAGAGCAGAAGACAACACACAGUCCAGCUGCUUCUCCCAGGUGCCCGUAAUGGCCAGGAGCAUCAUUCUAGAACCAUGUUCAUUCUGAAGAAGAUUUGAAUAUCUGUACUGCUUUGGUAAUAGUCUUUUCUACACAGGACUUUUGUAGCAUGACUUUAUGACUAAACUUUGUGUGUUAAAUUAUUUAGUAAUAUUGAGUUUCUGAAUGUUAUUUUGUGAAACUUGUUUUAAAAUAGUAAUAAAUCAUGUUAUUUUAUAAAAAAAAAAA
This is a messenger RNA of Microtus ochrogaster (prairie vole), 6257 nucleotides long. It is a transcript of the gene Dnal1, whose product is annotated as dynein axonemal light chain 1. Gene Ontology annotation, biological process: outer dynein arm assembly. Lineage: Eukaryota; Metazoa; Chordata; Mammalia; Rodentia; Cricetidae. Gene Ontology annotation, cellular component: cytoplasm. The record is from RefSeq and is a predicted model, not a curated record. The coding region runs from base 394 to 1620 and encodes 408 amino acids. The transcript is spliced from 9 exons. Gene Ontology annotation, molecular function: alpha-tubulin binding; dynein heavy chain binding.